Molecule: messenger RNA, 828 nt
Organism: Aspergillus puulaauensis
Lineage: Eukaryota; Fungi; Ascomycota; Eurotiomycetes; Eurotiales; Aspergillaceae
Product: SDR family NAD(P)-dependent oxidoreductase
Exons: 4
Coding region: 1-828 (275 amino acids)
Molecular function (GO): oxidoreductase activity
Source: RefSeq, a predicted model, not a curated record
AUGUCCGACCUCGCAGGUUUCCCUGACUAUUUCAACCUCACCGGCAAAGUCGCCCUGGUGACUGGAGGAUCGCGCGGUCUCGGCCUGCACGUCGCGACUUCUCUGCUGCGAGCCGGCGCAAAGACCGUCUUCAUAACCGCUCGCAAAGCUCCUGGUGUAAACGAGGCAGCCGACAAACUAAACGCUCUCCCGGGCGUCAAGGGCAAAGCAAUCGGCAUCGCCGGCAAUGCGUCUCAGACAGACGAGAUCCAGGCGCUGGUCGACCAGGUGAAGAAGGUCGAAUCCAAGCUCGACAUUCUUGUCGCAAAUGCCGGCGCAACAUGGGGCGGGCCAUUCGAGACAUCUCCAGACUGGGCGAGCCAGAAGGUCGUGGAUUUAAAUGUCCGCGGUGUCUUCAACCUCGUGCGAUUAUUCACUCCCCUCCUCAAGGAAGCAGGAUCGCAUUCCUCUCCCUCGCGCGUCGUCAUCGUCAGCUCCGUCGCCGGGUCUAGCGUGCCUCAUACUGGCGACCACGGUACAAUCAUGUACUCCAUCUCCAAGGCCGCCGCGACCCAUCUGGCUCGGAACCUCGCUGUUGAGCUCGGACCCAAGAAUAUUACUGCUAAUAGUCUGUCGCCGGGAUUCUUCCCGUCCAAACUAGCCAGUGGUCUUAUUGAGAUCCUCGGGGGGGAGGAGGAGCUCAAAAAGUCGAACCCGAGACAGCGACUGGGCGUGCCUGACGAUAUUGGCGCGGCCGUAUUGUUCCUCGUUAGCCCGGGUGCGAACUACGUUAAUGGGGUUGAUUUGACGGUCGACGGAGGCUCGCGUCUCGCCCGGGAAAAGCUGUAG